Prorocentrum cordatum is the source of this 4904-nucleotide messenger RNA. Lineage: Eukaryota; Dinophyceae; Prorocentrales; Prorocentraceae. The record is from the annotation of a GenBank genome assembly.
UGGGGACGCUUGCGAGGAAGCACUUUGCGAGUAGUGGACCGCGCUCGGUGAACGAAGACGGGCGCCAAGCCAGCCCUUACGGCUCGGCAGGAGCAGCGACAUCCCCCUGGGCCGCGCGCCCCGAGCACCGCUCGAGGCCACCCGGCCGCCCUGCCGCUGCCCAGGAGAACCCCGCGGGGGCAGGAGCGACUCCGCCGACAUGGCGCCCGCGCCGCCCGACAUGGCACUCCGCCGCUCGCCCACUGAAUAGACGCUGCUCGGGGGGGGGGGGCUGCCCGAAAGGGCCAGCCACCAGCAGGCGCUGCCGAACGUCGACCCCAGGCGACGCCAGCAGGGCCGCGCGUACGGGCACAGGUCUCCUCCUCUGCCCGGCAGCCCUGCGGUCCCGGGGGCCCUUGGUGGGGGGGGCGCCCGCCGGGGCUGGCGGCGGUGCCGACCGUUGUCACGAGCUUGCCGGCGCCGGGGCCACGGGGUGACGGACUGUAAAGCCACGUCGCGCUUGCGGGGCGGAGUCCACUGGUCACUGCGCGAUCUCGGUCGGCGUGGGGGCAGCCUAGAGUCAGUCGCAGCUCCCUACACCAGCGGGCUAGGGCUGGCUCGGUCUCCCCACCGUGCCGCCGCGAUGCUGAGGUUCGAACCGUCGGCAACCUUCUAUUGAACAUCCCUGUCAAACGACACCCAGACGGUUUCACUCGGACAAGGAUCCACCGAGCCGAGGUUCCACCUUUCGCGUCAGUGGGGCGUGCCCAACUGGUGCACUGCCGAUGCCGCUGGCAUGCCAGCUGUACCAGAGGCAGGGGUAGCCAUCCUUUCGAAGGCCUUGCUACAAGACGGCGAUGUCCAAUCCAAGCGACGCCACCGCCAACACACAUAAGUCAGUAAUCAGGCCGCCAAGAGGGUCGACCAAUCCUCGUAGAACAGGCUGGCGGGACGCUCCUGCGCGAAGCGGAAGUGGCCUCUCAAGGAGUGAUCCACGGCCCAUGGCACCUGCAAGACACGUGGUGCAGCACGAGUGGGGGGAGGCCAGGAUGAGCAGGAGGCAUGGAGCCGGAGGCGGAGGGAGCAAGGGGGAGGAAGGAGGGCGGCCCGCGUCCCGCGCCACAGGAGCUCCCCGCGCCGAGAAAGCGGCCCGCACGAGGAGAGGCCAUCACCCCCCGCUGUGCGGCGCCCAGUCGAUGCCCGCCAGCUCCCGGAAGCGGGCCUUCAGCUGCAGCAGCACCUCCACCUCUGCCUGCACCGUCGCUCUCGGCGCUCCAGCGGCCUUCAUCGCCCUGACCUCUGCGCCCUUCGCCGCGAUCCGCCGGUCCACCUCCUCCAGCCCUCCCCGUCGUGCGUGCCGCCGGGCGCCCCGGCGUGGCCCGCCCUCGUGGCGCGCACGAGCAGCUGGCCGCUGGGGCUGGGCCGCACCUCCCGACAGCGCCGGCAGCUCGACAGAGGCCGGCAGCGCGCGGGCGAGGCCAAGCAGGCAGUGCGCGUCCAGGGCGGCGUAGCGCAGCUGCUCCUGCGCCCCCAGGCGGCCUCGCGCCCCAGUCGCUGGUCUGCAGGCGCUUGCUGAGGGGCUUGCCGAAGUGCUGGGAGCAGAGGGCCGACAGACCGGUGGUGCUGCCGCCGCGGCCCUGGAGGCUGAAGUAUGCCUCUUGCACGUCGAGCACCUGGUUGAUGCACUUGAAGCAAUCCAUGUGCGGAUACGACGCCGCCAGCCUCUGCAGGUCGUUCUGGAGCCCGAAGCCGAGCUUGGCCACACGGAAGCUCCGGAAGAUGCUCCCCAGCAGCGCAGACAACUUUCCCGCGCUCGGCGACUCCGAGGGGGCCAGCGCAAGGAGGUCAAAGACGACCGCGAAGCCGUCUGCGGCCACCUGCAAGACCGCGCAGGGCUCCAUGCACCCCACCUGGCCGCUGCGGCGGUGCUUUUUCAUGCCCCCUCGCUUCUCCAGCAUCGGGCGCCACUCCGCGUCCAGGCCCACCGCGCAGCCAUCCCUCGUCAGCUGCGCCGCCGUCCCGCACCUCCAUCCGCCCCCGCGCCCUCGCCGCCACAGAGGCCGGCGCUCGUGAACCAGUCCUCUGCCCUCUCCAGCUCCGCGGGGCCCGCGGCCAGCAGCACGCAGCCAGCCACCGCGGGGGGCAGCUGAAGACAGCCGCCGUCGGCUGCCGCCUCCGCGGCCGCGCGCUGAGCGUUCGCGGCCCUCAGCUCGCGCUCCUCGGUGUCCUCCGCCUCCUGCACGCAUCGGGCGCACAGCUCGAAGAACUCGGCAGGCAGCCAGCCCGCUGGCACCGCGCGAGCCGCUUCUGCCCGGGGCUCGCCAGCCCGCGCGACGAGCUGGAACCUGUCCGCGAUCUGGCCCGCCGCACGCCGCCUGCCGCUCCGAACCGCGAAUGCCACGAGGCGCCCCUGCGUGGCGGGGUCCUCGGCGCACAGCGUGAUCGCGUGCUGCACGUACCCAUCGCAGAAAGACGCCAACACAGGCUGCAUCAGGACCUCGUCCUCCAGAAGCGGUGCCAACGAGUGCGUGCGGACGAAGCGCAGAGCUGUGCUCAAUCUCACCGGCUCGCCGCCAGUGUCACGCCCCAAGUACCGCCGCAGUACCAGCUUCGCCAGCCGCACUCGGGCCUCAGCGGUAGAAAAGAUCCCCGCGUCCCCGGCGGCCUCUGCCCAGCGAAGCAUCAGCUCCGUGAGCACAUCUGGCGACAGACCCUCCGCGUUCGCCUCCGCGAAGUCCGCGUGCGCGGCAGCCGGGACGGCGCCAGCGCGCUGAGCUGCCGUGAAGAGCAUCCGCACGAGCCGCAGCUGGACGUUCUCCGCCGCCUCCAGGCCCGGGAGGGCGAACACGAUGCGCACGGCGAGCCCGAACGGGUCCCAACCCUCGUACGCCGAGUCGCUGGUGGCGUCUGGCACCAAGGCGCCCUCGUGGGCUGCGCCUCCGUCGUCAUCCUCGAACUCCUCUCCCAGCUCUGGGCCCACGUCUCGGUCCGCCUCGCCGAUGCUGCUCCACAUCGGUCCGCGGCCCGCGGCGGCCUCGCUGCACGCGGCCGGGCCCCGCGUGGCCGGAGCCUCUGCGAGGUGCCGGUCGAGGUCAGCCUGCAGCCUGGCCUUCUGCUCGCUGGAGCGCACCAGCGAGUACCGCCACAGGAGGUACUGCGCUGCGUGGAGGGCAGCGAGCGCUUGGGGGAGGGCUGCGCUGAAGGCGGGCAUGGGCCACGUGAGCUCCUCCAGGCAGCUCUCGGGCUCGGUCGCGCCGCGGUGCUCCUCCCACGCCUCGCUCAGCGCCUGCAGCAAGGCCGGGGUCAUCUUCAGGAGCACCUGCCGGACCCACCACCGCCGCGCGUCCAUGAUCUGCGCUGCGCGCUUCCGGUUACCGCUGAGGCCGAAACACUCGUACAGCACGAUCUCGAACGACGGGUGCUGCACCAGCACGCCCUCCGCGGCGAGCCGCUGGCGUUCUCGCUGAGCGGUUGCGGCGUCCGCGCACCCCGUGAGGGCCUUCAGCAGGGCAUACUGCGUAUCCGGCGUCGGCUCGUAGCCGUAUGAGAGCAGCGCGCGGUGCACUUCCAGCGCGCUCUCGCUGGGCUCGGGGCUCGAACAGCAGGCCUCCAUCAGGCAGUGCACCAGCUUGAAGCGCGCAGCCGCUGGGCCGCGCACCCCAAGCCUGUCGAUGACCCUCAGCCCGUCCUUGUGGAAGGGCCCCAUCAGGCGCAGGAAGCGCGAGACGAAGCGGAAGUGCGGCGUGAAGCCGCUCUCGUCCAUCCUGAACAAGGCGUCGGCGGCCCCAGCCCCAUCGCCGCAGGCCAGCCGCCCGAAGAUCAUGGCGCUGAACAGGGCUGGGUUGGGCAGCAUAUCCGCACAGCACCGCUGGAAGAGACGCUCCGCCUCCGCCGCGCCGCCGCAACUGAAGAGCGCCUCGAUGGCGGCCGCGUACGUGUCGGCGUCUGGAGCCAGGUGCGGGUCAGGGGGCGCGCCGAGCGCCUGCGACGGCCUCAGCUCCUCCUCGGCCGCAACAGCCCGCGGGCCUGCCCUCGACCCAGGCCCGCGCGCCGGGCGGCCCCGAGGUACUGCAAGGCUCGGCCCGCGGCCGGCCAGAUUGUCGUCCCAGAGCGCGGGCCCGUCUUUGCCUGCGCUCGCCACGCCGUCCUUCGGCCUGUCGGGCCUGGGGUGGCUAACGAGGUAGUCGGCCGCGCCCUCGUCGUCGUGCAAGUCCCCAGGCUCAUAGAAGCAAGCUGCGCCCUGGGCUCCAUCAUCCGAUCUGCCGUCGCACGCCGCGUCCUCCUCCUCCUCCUCCUCCUCCUCCUCCUCCCGCUCCGUCCAGUCUGCUGCGACGCCGCCCGAGUUAGGUUCAUCGUGUGUCCGAGAGCUGGCGCGCCGCUCUCUCUCCAACCUGUGCCACUCUGCCUCCAGUGGCUCGCUGCCCGCAGCGGCGAGGCGCUCCAGGGACUGGAACGCGGCCAGCACCACCCCGGGCCUCUCGGCCCGCCGCCUGCCGAGGGCCCGAAAUGCCUCGUCGAAAUCCUCCCGCACGGCACGCCGGUGGUCGCGCAGGACCUGCAGCACUCGCAGCACGCUGCGCAAGGCAUCGAGCUGGUCUGGAUCCGUCACCUCUGGUACAGCCUCUGCCGAUGCUGCCCGAGGCGCUGGCGGCGCAGAGGCGCUGCUGGCGGCCUCCAGGCUGGCCGCCUGAACUGCCUGCCGCAACUGUACAAAAUGCACGCCCCCGUCCCCGGCCUCCCCGCCGUCCGGCGCGCGGGCCUGGCACAGGCGCGCACACGGGCGCAGCAGCCACUCACUGGCGGCCCGAGCCCUGCGAUCGAGGCCGCACCGCGGCCCAGCAGCGCCGCGGGCCGCCGCCCUGUCGAUCAGCGCCAAGCCGUCCUGGAGCACAACCAAGGCGUCGGCGGGGUCGCCCCGCCGCAGG